Messenger RNA from Cynoglossus semilaevis (tongue sole), 4513 nucleotides. RefSeq lists its product as uncharacterized. The transcript has 2 exons. NCBI's taxonomy places the organism in Eukaryota, Metazoa, Chordata, Actinopteri, Pleuronectiformes, Cynoglossidae. The record is from RefSeq and is a predicted model, not a curated record. Bases 2605 to 3927 code for a protein of 440 amino acids.
UAAAAUUUGCAGGAGUCUCAGUGAUUCACACACAGGCCCCACAUGCACAGAUCUGACGAUCUUCCAUUACGCAAUAUUGCAUUGUGUUUCAGACGAGCACAGUCUUACUCUGACCAUAUGUCUGUCUCCGCCUCUGUCACCGAUUCAUUGUCAUGUGAAGGUUUUAAUCUGAUUAAAUGAUUGGAUAAGCUGCUUGGACCUAAAACCCCAACUGACACUGGGAUGGUCCAUUCAGCCCAGAAUUGCAUUUGGCCCAUUCAGUUCACUCAGGUCUCCUUGUGUUUUUUGAGUGACUGAUGUGGCUUUGGGGACCAGCAGAGGAACACUUUACAGUAUAAAAGCACAGCAAUCUGCUGCUAAUGUAAGCUUGUAAAACGGAUUAGAUGUUUUACUCCCUCUCAAGUCUUUUACUUGCGUAGAUUGUCCUCUAAUAGAUGUUCAAAGUGUGUCUGUCUCCUUUCUUUGUCAACAUUCAGCAUCCUGUGUGAGUCUCUGUGUGUGUUCGUCCUAAUUGGCAGCUGGCUGGUGUGACUGUGUAAGUGGUCAUUAUUUUCUCCCAGCCUGCGGUCAGAGCAGAAGAGUACUCAGUAUGAUUAAGUGUAAAAGAGGCAGCAUUUGCAGCUCAAACUGGUAAAUCUAUUAUUGAUGUCAAGGAGCGUUAAAGGUGGACUGAGGAAGUCACAUGACCAUAGUAACACUUGGCUCUUUUCAAACUGGAUGACGCAAUACAGAACAGGUGACUGAUGACGGAGUCGGUCAAAGAUACUCAUGACUCAGUCAUUGCUGUGCACCAGUCUGUGCUUUGGAUUUACUGCUGGAUUAAAGUUCUAUUCAAUGUCUAAUUUUGAGACAGAAAUAUCUCUCUGCCCGUUUCAGAAUUAAACAAAAGAAGAUAAAGAUAAAUUUUUUUUGGCCUCACAUUUUCCAAUUUUAUUGGAUUUAAAAAAAUCUUUUUAUAAUGAUUAACUGGUUUGGAAACAUCUGAGUUAAGCUAACGUUGCUAACAGGUGAGGAACAGGAAAACAUGACUUUUACUUUGAAGUUUAAAAAAAAAAUUCAAUAACUCAAAAUGAAAAGAAAAAAAAAAAUAAAAAUAACCAUUAGAUUUGAUCUGGCACUUGAAGCAAAACAUCAGCUACAGUACCUCAGUGUUGCACAAUUCCAUUUGCUUCCUUUGCUUCCCGUGAUUUUCUCAGGCAUGCAUAAUACAUGAGUGGAAAUGAUCUACUUUAUUUUUUCAUUUACUUCCUGCUGCUGUGUGUUGACAGUAUCUGUGCGACACGUGUGAAGAGAGAAUCCAAAAAACGAUGUGUUUAAACUGUUCAAACAUACCUGGGAAUGUAGAUAUUAUUAAUGCAUGACAAACUAAUAGUUCCUCUCCAGGAACUGAUGCAGAUCCUGACUUUGAAGACUGAUUAUUUUCCACAUGGACAGAGGACAAGUGCAUGUCCUCUGUCCAUGUCCAAGUGCUGAACUGAGCUCAGUCCACAGUGUUGGACAGUUGGUUAGUUCUCAGUGCUGUAUUAUCAUGUUGUUUCUUUAGGAUACCAUCAAACAGACAUUACUAUGCUAGACAGGUCUGAGUUAGCUGUUGGUAAAACCCAGUAUGGAUCUGCUGUUUGGUUACAUAAGGGGAGAAGCUUUGGAUAUGCUUCCAAAAAAGCAAAAAGUUGAAUUCAGAAACAUACUGUAUUUAGAGUCAUGAGUCCUCAAGGUUCGCCUUAGCCACAGUGAGGCACUGUUGUCUCCUGGGCGGGUACAAAGCUGUUGUGAAGGGGCAGAGGGCAGCAGGGCAAAGUCAUGCCAUUUUUACACUAGUGCUUAAUACAGUAUUCGCUGCACAGUUUGCUUGUACACUACUACUAAGUACUGUAAUGCUCACGUGUGCCCUAACUAAUCCACCUGGAGAUGGGGGUUUCAAUCCCGAGUUAGCUCAUUCAGAUGCAAAGCCAUAAAAACUACUAUGCUGUGCAGAUCACAUGGUUAUACGUGCGUUAGUCCAGCAAUCAUCGAAGUUAACGUGCACUGAUGACCAAGAUGUAGAAGAUGACUCCGAAGACAAGAGAUGAAAAAGAAGAAGACGUAGUUACAGCUGAAGUUCAAAGUCAUCCUGUGGAACCAUUAAGAUGACAUCACAGCAGAAAACAGCUUUGAUAAACAAGUCGACUAAAAGCCUUUAAACUCCGCCGGAUUAGUUUAGAACAGGGAUUUUAGCCGAUGUGGAUCCGUGGUAGGAGUCGGGGAAUCGAGAAAGAGGAGAGGCAACUGAAACAAAAUCUACAGUCAGAAAUGAAACAAGAUAGAUUAGCUUGAGCACUAAAAAUAACACUGGAUAACACUGUCAGUGUGUUUGAUAAGUAGCCGGGGAUUUAUGAAGCAUGCAUCACGAGUCAAACACGAAGAAAAUAGAUGAUUAAGAAAAAAAAAACAAAAAAAAAAACAAUGAUUCAAACAAACUUUCUCUCCAACAUUACUUAGUGAAUAACUAUGUAUUUACUUUAAGAUACCAACUGUCAGUGACAGAAUCAUUUAACAAAACAGAGAGAAUAUUGAAAUAAGGGAAAGGAAACGAAGAGUCGUCGGAGACAGCAGUUAUUCAACAAAAUGGAUACGAUUCACUAUAAAAGACUGAAAAUGAAACCAGAGAACAUGGAUUUAUUAAAAAACACCUGCAAUACUAUGAUGGACAACUACUGUUCCGUAGACGACCUGGAUAUAAAGCAGCUGGGGAGUGGAGAUGGUCCACACAAAUUCACCAAAACCGUGGUGAGUGGGGUAAAUAAGUGGGCCAAACUGGCCGUCUCCAUGCAGGCCUCGGGGGAUGAUAAUUCCUCCGCUAUCACACACUCUGUGUAUGAUGAGCUGCAAGAGGAGGAAUUGAAGAUUCAACAUUUCUCAAAGAAACAUGAGGAGGAAGAGAUGGAGGAGGAGGAUGAGGAGGAGGAGUACCCAGAGAUAGAUGAAGACAUAUACAGGAAGAACCUGAUGUUUCUUGAUAUGGCCACUGUUCUAUCCAGCCUCUCCACCAUUCCGGAGGAGAGCGAGUUUUCCGUCUCCCCAGUCAACAUUUUGGCUUCAAGAUCUCCCUGCAAGUCCGCUCCUGCCGCCUUCCACGUGUCCAAAGACGGCGAUGGGACCAAGAGAAUGACCAGUUUACAAGCAGAGGACGACGAGGACUUGUUGGCGAAAGAGAUCAAAACAAAGAAGGCAUCGGUGUGGAGAAAGUGGCUUUGUGUGAGGUGGAAAAACAGAAUCAAUACACCUUUUCAGGAGGAUGUGAAAGAGGAAACCCUCUUGCCUCCAUUAGUCCCCUUCCCCACCACGGUGGAACCACCCCUGUGUGAGGUUGAAACUAAGACUUUACAGGAGAAGGAAAAGGAGCCGAAGAGGAAGUCCGUGUGGAGAGAGUGGUUUUGUGCGCGGUGGAGGACGAGGAUAGACGCGCCAUCAAAUGUGGGUUUAAAAGAGGAUUUGCAUCCGGCACUGUUGGAAACGAUAGUGGAACCGGUUCUGUCUGAAGAUGAGAAUUGUAAAGUGCAAGAAGAUGAGCCCCAGAAGAAGAAGGAAUCCAUGUGGAAUAAGUGGUUUUGUGGGAGGUGGAAGAGCAAGACGAAUCAAGUUCCAAAGGGAAAUGUGAAAGAGAAGCCCCUCCCACCUCCAGCAAAAAUUGAAACGACGUUAAAAGCCUUACAGGCUGAAGAAGACACUAAAAGGGUGGAGGAGACAGAGAAGACCACCAAGAGGGAGUCCGUGUGGACCAAGUGGUUUUGGGUGAGGAGGAAGAACAGAAUCACUCCACUUCUACAGGAAGAUCUGAAGGAGGACACCUGCUGUUCUCCAGCAGUCGUGUCACCGAAUGCAGAACCGUCCAGUCUGAAGGCUGUUCUCUAUGGAAAACAUGAAAGACAGGAACUGGUGUCAGAUUGAUUCCACAGCAUUAGUCCUAAUUUUGAAACGGCACUCUGGUCUUCUAUCUGCGAUCUGAAGAUGAAACAGUUGCAGGAAAAAUGGAUUUGGGUUAUUGAGUUAUUGGGUUGAAAACACAAAAUAAGAUCAUGAAGAGUAUCCAACCACCAGACACCAACUGUCAAAACAAGACUGUUUUUUUUUAAUGAGAACACUUUGUAAAUAAAAUACAAUGAAAACCCAAACCUGUUUAGAAGCUGUUUUGUGGCUUAACGAAUAUAACUGACAUUGUUUUAUUUUCUAUUUUAAUUUGUUGUUAGCUUUAAUAGCGUUCAGUAUCAGUAGAAGAAGACAGGGCAGUGGGAGGAGCACGGAGCUUCUGUAACUAGACACUUGUGUUUGUGUUGCUUUCAUCCUUGGUUUUGUGCCGGUUGUCUACAGUAAUUAUAGUAGUGCAAUGGUCAAAUCUGACCCUUUUUUGCAAAGGUAGUUCAGUGGAAAUUGACUAGGGCAGUUAAAAUGACCUUCUGUUUAGAUUUUACUCUCGCUGAGUAAUCAAAAUAAUUUUUAGAAAUCAGAGCAAACAUCCAAAUUUUAACUAAACUUC